AUGGCCACUCGCGAGACGACGACACUUCGACGAGAUUUUGACAUCGAUCCGAGCGAACCAUCUUCGUCUAGACGAAAGGAGGUUUUGGCACCCGAAAACGAGAACCCAAACAUCGAUUGCGCAACAGGAAACCUAUUGCUUGGUGAUCCCCUUGACGACAAAUCAAGCACCACAAAGCGUGAACUCCCCAUAGAAUGUCCAAACGAACCAGGGGAUCAUUUCAAUUGUGAAUUUCAGGAACACGAGUUCCCAUGGGUUCGGCUGCCAAACGAACUGCAAGUGAAAGUGCUGAAGAAUCUACAACGCCGAGAUCUACGCCGUUGUCGAUCAGUGAAUAAACAAAUGUCGGAAAUCAUUCGAAAUAACGAACGAUCAAUGAAACGAAGGCGAUUGGAUCUUGUCAGAAUUGAGCGGAUCGGACAAGGUAGAAUGCAACUGUCGAUGAGAUGUGACGAAGAGGCUGUGAAUCGCAAAUGGGUUGCAUGUCAAAAGAGACGAAAAAGGCAUCCAACAGAUUUAGCAAUGGAUAUCAAGAAGGCGUUCGUUAACUACUAUCACAUCGAUGUGACUGCGGCAGCACCCGUCGAUGCACUCGGUUUUCUCGGCCCACAUCCACUCAUCGCAUCCGAGCCAAACUCCUCUUCCGAAUUGCCGACAGCGAUCGUGGAUCGUUUGGCGGAAGUUGCCACAGGCAGUGAAAUCGAUCGACUGCGCAUCAACGAGAUGGAGCUCUCGGAUGCCGCUCUGCGACAAAUCGCCAAUUGCCUUCGCAGCACCGAAUGUCGUGUUCGUCUUCUUUCCUUCGAAUUGACCUCAUUCUCCUCGGUUACCCCCAACGAACUGCUACGGUUCGUUCUUGAUGUUGCCCCAACGGAUCUGGUGUUUCGAAUGGUUCGCGGAUGUACACAGGAACAUUUCGGCCGAGAAAUGUGUCGUUUCAUCGUUACGAGGCGAUUCUUCAGCGUUUCCGAACUCGUUGACGCUCAAAGCAAUGACGUUCCUCUCUCGAUAGAUGACGUUCUACUCAACGAGCUCUCUGCAUCCACAUUUCAAAUGGGGGCUUCGAAUGCGAUUACUGUAGAUGGAUUACGGUCACUUGUCAAGGCGUUUGCGAAUGGAACAAAAACGUUGGUGGCAGGCAGUAUCAAGACGAGUUUCCCUCUCAAGAGAAUUGCUUUCCCAUUUUCGGGAAAAGCAAAAGUACAAAUAGAAAACGAGAAGAUUAUCAAUAUUUCGUCGAUUGCAGCUACCUAA
Molecule: messenger RNA, 1254 nt
Organism: Necator americanus (New World hookworm)
Lineage: Eukaryota; Metazoa; Nematoda; Chromadorea; Rhabditida; Ancylostomatidae
Exons: 6
Coding region: 1-1254 (417 amino acids)
Molecular function (GO): protein binding
Source: RefSeq, a predicted model, not a curated record